Molecule: messenger RNA, 705 nt
Organism: Cervus elaphus (red deer)
Lineage: Eukaryota; Metazoa; Chordata; Mammalia; Artiodactyla; Cervidae
Gene: SHISAL2B
Product: shisa like 2B
Exons: 3
Coding region: 158-643 (161 amino acids)
Source: RefSeq, a predicted model, not a curated record
AGCAGAAGAAGCGCGCGACGGCUGACCGCCCAGGCAGUCAGCUCCGGAUCGCAGGAGGGGAGCCCGGCCCGAGGGGUCUGCGGGCCGGGCGGGGUGGGACGUGUGCAGCCAGGGCAGAUCGGGGGCUUCGUGAACCCCUGGCCCACAGCCGCCCGCGAUGAGCGAGGCCAGUCGGGUGUGCUCCGGCUACUACAGCCUCAACCACAGCUUCGUAGAGCCCUUCCACUGCCCCCGGCGCGGCGAGGGGGCCACCCUCCUCUACUGCUGCGGCUUCGCCGACCUCAAGUACUGCUGCAGCGAGCCGGGCAGCUACUUCCCCUACAAGCACAGCUACAUGUGGAGCCUCAGCAUUGGUGCCCUGAUCGGAUUGGGAAUUGCUGCCCUUGUUUUACUUGCCUUUGUCAUCAGCGUCUGUGUUCUUUGCUACUUAUUUCUGUAUACAAAGCCUCAAAGAUUAGACACUGGCCUUAAACUUCAACACCUAGAGGCUGUUUCCACUCAAGAAGGCGACUCAAAUACAAAAAGCAAAGUCCCCCGUUCAAAUGCAGCAUCAAAUUCAACAAAUGAAACGUUCUAUGAGGCUGAUGAUAUAAUUCAAGAAAAAACAAUGGAUACGACACAAAUCAACACUGCUUGUUGUUAAAAAUCCUGUGUUGUAAAAGCUCACUGGAGAGAUGGAGCAAAAAAAAAAGAGUGCACUUCAAA